AUGGAUUCCUCAAAGGGCACACCUCCUUUCCAACAAGAAGAUAAUACCUUACGAUUCAAUAGUGUUGCUAAGGAAGAAGCUAAAAAAGAAAAACAGUAUAUUGGGGUCCGAAAGCGGCCAUGGGGAAAGUUUGCAGCAGAAAUAAGGGAUUCGACGAGGAAUGGAAGGAGGGUUUGGCUUGGAACAUUUAACAGUGCAGAAGAGGCUGCAUUGGCAUAUGACCAAGCUGCAUUCGCAAUGCGGGGUUCAUUGGCUUCCAUUAACUUCCCCAUUGAUAUUGUGAAGGAAUCACUAUUCAAUAUUAAAUACAGAUGCAAGAAUGGUUCAUCCCCAGCUGCAAUCCUAAAAGAAUCAUACAAACAAAGAGGUAAAUUCAUAAAGAAACAAGUUACCGAAGAAGAAGUGUUGGUGUUUGAGGACUUGGGGCCUGAUCUAUUAGAUGAGCUACUAUCUCAAAGUUCAGGUAAGUGA
Molecule: messenger RNA, 471 nt
Organism: Fraxinus pennsylvanica
Lineage: Eukaryota; Viridiplantae; Streptophyta; Magnoliopsida; Lamiales; Oleaceae
Source: the annotation of a GenBank genome assembly